AUGGGAUCCAUCAUAGCUGCGAAAUCCAAGUCCCUCCCACCAGGGAUUUACCCCCCAGUUAUCUCUCUUUACAAGUCGACCAUUCGCCAGGAAAUUGAUCUAGAUGCUUCUUAUAAAUUCUUUACGCACUUGGUUCGCGGUGGAGUUCACGGGCUUGUCUUAGCCGGAACCAAUGCAGAAGCUGUUUUGCUCUCCGCCGAGGAGCGCAAGGAGCUUGUCAAAGUCGCCAAAAAGGCUGCAUCUGACCUUGGCCGCCCGGAUUUACCAGUGGUUGCUGGAAUCAGUGGACAAUCAACAAAUGAGUCGAUUCGCCUUGCGGAGGACGCUUUGAGUGCCGGCGCCGAUUUUGGGUUAUUGCUCCCUCCCAAUUACUGGGCUAAGGCCGUCACCAAGGAUGUGAUCCUUGGCUUCUAUCACGAUGUUGCAGACGCAACUGCCCUACCGAUCGUUGUUUAUAGUUUCCCUGCUAUGUGCAACGGCAUCGAUAUGAAUUCCGAUACAUUAUCCGAGCUCGCCCAACACCCAAGUAUUGUCGCUGUGAAAUUGACUUGUGGAAAUGCUGGAAAAGUAACAAGACUCACACAAGAGUUUGAGCACAGUCAAUUCGGGGUUUAUGCUGGCUCUUCGGACUGGCUCAUUCCCUGCUUGGCGGGGGGUGGUAGUGGAUGUGUGACUGGAAUCGCCAAUAUAUUUCCGAAGUGUGUGGCAAGGCUUUACACAUUGUGGAAUACUGGGGACAUCAAGGAGGCCAGGAAGUUGCAAGGAUUGGUGGCUCAGGCGGAGAAAGCAUGCAAGGAAGGGAUUGCGCCAACCAAAUAUGCUGCUUUUCAUUUUGCUGGCGCGGCGGCUGGUUUGACUGACCCCAAGGCAUUUUGGCCCCGAAAGCCCUAUACUCCUUGUAGCGACGAGAAGGCUGCCUGGGUGGAGAAAGUCAUGUCGCAUCUGGUGCAGCUGGAGCAGAGCUUGCCUGACGCCGUGUAA
Molecule: messenger RNA, 981 nt
Organism: Penicillium longicatenatum
Lineage: Eukaryota; Fungi; Ascomycota; Eurotiomycetes; Eurotiales; Aspergillaceae
Product: dihydrodipicolinate synthase family protein
Exons: 2
Coding region: 1-981 (326 amino acids)
Molecular function (GO): 4-hydroxy-tetrahydrodipicolinate synthase activity
Source: RefSeq, a predicted model, not a curated record